Phytophthora nicotianae INRA-310 is the source of this 2127-nucleotide messenger RNA. RefSeq lists its product as hypothetical. The record is from RefSeq and is a predicted model, not a curated record. The transcript has a single exon. Bases 38 to 2047 code for a protein of 669 amino acids. Gene Ontology annotation, molecular function: protein binding. Lineage: Eukaryota; Oomycota; Peronosporomycetes; Peronosporales; Peronosporaceae.
CUUAAAGUUUGUAAAAUGAAGUGUCCAUUUCGCCAUAAUGACCGAUGGUAUCCCGCCGUUACUUGUUGUGGAGCUGCUGUUCCGUGCCAAGAACACGGUCGCACACCUAUCACACGUAGUCGAAGCCGUCUCUCUGUAUUUGGACUCCUCCGUCGAGCUGCCUCUGCAUAAGGCGUGCAAAUUCAACUCGCUCAAGCUUCUCAACCGCCUCUACGCCAGCAGCUCCAUCUUGCUCCAGCAAACCAAGAAUGAGACCGGUUACUACUGGAGUUUACGCACUUUAAUUCGUCGAGAAACGCAUUACCGCCAGUUUCAGUUCACGAAAUCGCUAAUGGAGGCGAUUCGUACCCAAAAUUUGGAAAUUAUCACGUGGAUAUGUACCAAGUUUCCAAGAAAGACAGUUACUCCAGAGGUUGUAGAGCUCGCUACUACUACAGGAUCGCUCCCUAUUCUACAAUACUUUUGUGACAAUGACAAUACUGUACUGGCAGACCGUAGAUUUGUAGCCAAGCGCAAUGUGGGGUUCCGAGUUGAGUGGGGAAGCCAGAUUUUGUCCGCUGCGAUCGCCAGUCAUCGCGGUGACAUUGUAUGGUGGCUGGAUAACACUGUUACUGCAUCAUUCGAUUGGAAUAAGGCUUUAACCACGGCAGUAAUUAGCGGAGAUAUCCUAAUGGCAGAAUGGUUAUUAUCUCAAGGAGCAAUGUGGUCGCGACGAUCUCGAGGACGUUGUAUGGCUCAUGACGUGGUGUCCCAGGGCCGAUUAGAUGUUCUACGGUGGCUAGAAAAUCGAGAUUGCCUUGAUGAUAUUGUGGGGCUAGUGGUUAUAGCAGCACAAUGCGGACAUUUAGAGAUUGUACGCUGGCUGAUUGACCGCGAUGUUGUAGAAGGUGGAGACCUUACACAUUUGGGUAAGGAAGCCAGUCUGGCGAUUCAUAUUGCUGCUGUGAAUGGGCAUUUGCAGGUUGCAAAGUAUCUUCGUAUCCGAGCUCAGAUACCUACGAGUGCAGUGGAGUGUGUCCUACAAAGAGCAGAACAGUCCACUCAGCUGCGAGAGUUGUCAGUGCAGUUAGAUACGAAGAACGAAGCUACCAGAGUGUCGUGGAAAACUGCAGCAAUUGCCGCAGGAAGGGGCCAUCUUGAUGUUGUGCGAUGGCUUUGUGAGGAAUACGCCGAUGGCCAAGAAGUCAAUUUAUUCGUGGAUUACAAAACUGAUAAAAAGAUUUCGGCUGCAAUGGACACUGCGGCAAGGAACGGACGUCUUGAAGUGUUGGAAUAUCUUCAUAACCUGCAGAAGUCGAUAGAUACACCUCUGAAAAAGCGUAAGCGUGAUGAAAUGAGUCCUCCGUCUCCGAUAUGCUCGAAGGCGGCAAUGGACGAAGCAGCUGCUAACGGACAUCUUAGUGUCGUUCAAUGGCUUCACGAGAAUAGGACGGAGGGCUGCUCCAUUGAAGCUGUGGAUGCUGCAGCUGCAGGAGGCCACCUUGAUGUGGUUCGAUGGCUCCAUGAACACCGGAAACAAGGAUGCACAACUGCAGCAAUGGACGGUGCUGCGCGCAAUGGCCAUCUAGAGAUGAUCCAAUGGCUGAACGACAAUACAAGUGCUGGAUGUACCACAGCUGCUAUGGAUCAUUCGGCCAUGAAUGGACAUAUCGCUGUAGUUAAGUGGCUACAUGAGCACCGCAAUGAAGAGUGCACUGUUGCAGCGAUGAAUGGAGCAGCAGCGAAUGGAUUUCUGAAUGUUGUGAAGUUCCUUCACUGCAACCGAACGGAAGGCUGCACCACUGCAGCGAUGGAUAACGCGGCAAAGGGAGGCCAUCUGCAAAUUGUACAAUGGCUUCACUGUCAUCGUGAAGAGGGCUGUACCAGAGCCGCUAUUGACAAUGCCGCUGCAUCUGGUCACUUCGAAGUGUUUCUCUUUUUACGCUAUGUAUGUUCGCAGACAUGCACUGUUAAGACGGUACAAGCAGCGUCAGGCAAGGGAUCACAGCAGAUUCUUGCGUGGAUUCGUGCCAACUACCGCGCUCUCCGAAACGUCAGACAACAAUGACAGUUUCCAGAGCACAAGAAAUUACCGGAGAUAAGAAGAAAAAAAAAACUUUGUACGUAAAAGUAUUAUUGAGUAUCACA